Molecule: messenger RNA, 4563 nt
Organism: Musca vetustissima
Lineage: Eukaryota; Metazoa; Arthropoda; Insecta; Diptera; Muscidae
Gene: Toll-7
Product: toll-like receptor 7
Exons: 3
Coding region: 1-4563 (1520 amino acids)
Biological process (GO): signal transduction
Molecular function (GO): protein binding
Source: RefSeq, a predicted model, not a curated record
AUGAAUGUGUUCUUACUCUUCCCACUGUUAUGCCUUUGGCCACCAUCAUCAGCCAUAGUCGUCGUUUCGUCUUUUGUAACGAGUGUAAAUUGUACACUCACAACCACACACACUCUUUGGCACCGCUAUAACGAAGUCUCAGCCAUUGGAGUUGUGUGGCAAGCCAAUUCAUCAAAUAUUGGUCAAGUAGCCGCCUUGGCCACUGGCACAUCCGUCGAACAGCAGCUACUGCUGCAGCAGCAACAACAACAACAGCUAGCACCACCAUCAACGAUACCACAACCGGCCACAAAUCAAUGUUCCUGGCAGUACAAUGGUACCACAUCGGUUAAAUGUAAUUUACGUCUCAUUGAACGUUCGCUGGCAUUGGAUUUACAAGGUGCUGAUGGUUUCAGCCAACUGGAGAUAAGAUGCAGUGAUUUGUAUUUGUUCGAAUCGCAAUUGCCACAGGCGGCAUUUGCUCGUUUGCAAACGCUCGAUGAAUUGCGGCUGAGUUCAUGUAAACUGCUACAGCUACCCAAUAAUGCCUUUGAGGGUUUGAAUACCGUGAAGACGCUGGUGAUUAAUACCCACAAUUCCGAUUGGGGGCCAAGCAAGACUUUGGAACUAUUCCCAGACUCCCUGUAUGGGUUGAAACAAUUAACCGAACUACACUUGGCCGAUAAUAAUUUGAGGGCCCUACCACCUGGUUUUCUGUGUCCAGUUGGAAAUCUACAAGUCCUGAACUUGACAAGAAAUCGCAUUAGGGCAGCUGAGAAUCUUGGCUUUGCCGAUAUGAAUUGUAAUGGUGGUAGUGAGCUACAAACUUUGGAUGCCAGUUUCAAUGAAUUACGUUCAAUUACCGAAUCAUGGGGUAUUUCCCGCCUCAGACGUCUGCAGCAUUUGAAUUUACAAAAUAACAAUAUCUCCGAAUUGUCAGGAGAGGCCUUGGCCGGGCUAUCCUCACUACGUAUUGUCAACUUGAGUAACAACCAUUUGGAAACCUUACCUGAAGGUUUGUUUGCCGGCUCCAAGGAAUUACGUGAAAUCCAUUUGUCCAACAAUGAACUGUACGAACUACCCAAGGGUCUCUUCCAUCGUUUGGAACAAUUGCUGGUAGUGGAUUUAUCCGGCAAUCAAUUGACCUCCAAUCACAUUGACAACACCACCUUUGCCGGCCUGAUACGUUUAAUUGAAUUAAAUUUGGCCCACAAUGCCCUGACCCGCAUUGAUUAUCGCACCUUCAAGGAAUUGUAUUUCCUACAAAAUCUCAAUCUUCGCAACAAUUCCAUUGGCCACAUUGAAGAAGAUGCCUUCCUGCCAUUGUAUAAUCUACACACCCUGAAUUUGGCUGAAAAUCGUCUACACACCUUGGAUGACAAACUCUUCAAUGGCCUCUUCAUACUCUCCAAACUAACGCUGAACAAUAAUCUCAUCUCGGUCAUCGAACCAAAUGUCUUUAAAAAUUGUUCCGAUCUCAAGGAAUUGGAUUUGAGCUCCAAUCAACUCAACGAAGUUCCACGUGCCAUACAAGAUCUUAGCAUGCUGAAAACCCUGGAUUUGGGUGAAAAUCAAAUACGUACCAUCGACAAUGAUAGCUUUAAAAAUCUCCAUCAGCUGACCGGUUUGCGUUUGAUUGACAAUCAAAUUGGCAAUAUCUCAGUGGGCAUGUUUGCAGAUCUGUCGCGGCUUAGUGUUUUAAAUUUGGCCAAAAAUCGCAUACAAAGCAUUGAGCGGGGUUCCUUCGAUAAGAAUUACGAAUUAGAGGCCAUACGUUUGGAUCGCAAUUUUCUCUCCGAUAUAAAUGGUGUCUUUGCCACAUUGAUGUCUUUGUUGUGGCUGAAUUUGUCGGAAAAUCAUUUGGUAUGGUUCGAUUAUGCCUUCAUCCCAGCAAAUCUCAAAUGGUUGGAUAUCCAUGGCAAUUACAUUGAAUCAUUGGGUAAUUAUUAUAAACUACAAGAGGAAAUUCGUGUAAAGACGUUGGAUGCCAGCCACAAUCGCAUUACCGAAAUUGGUCCCAUGUCCAUACCCAACACGGUGGAGCUACUGUUCAUCAACAACAAUCUAAUAUCCACGAUUCUGCCCAAUACCUUCGUGGACAAAGUGAAUUUGGCUCGUGUCGAUUUGUAUGCUAAUGCCCUGGCCAAAUUGCAAUUACAACAACUGCGUGUGGCUCCAGUGGGCCCACUCAAGCCCCUGCCCGAAUUUUACCUUGGCGGCAAUCCCUUCGAAUGUGACUGCACCAUGGACUGGCUACAGCGCAUCAAUAACCUCACCACCAGACAACAUCCGCGAGUCAUGGAUUCCCAUAACAUUGAGUGUGUGAUGCCACAUGCUCGUGGUGCUCCCGUCCGGCCAUUGGCCUCGCUCCAGCCGCAAGACUUCCUCUGCCGCUACGACUCGCACUGCUUCGCUCUGUGUCACUGCUGUGAUUUUGAUGCCUGUGAUUGCGAGAUGACAUGUCCCAACAAUUGCACAUGUUAUCAUGAUCAAAUAUGGUCCACGAACGUGGUGGACUGUGGCGGCCAGCAGACAAUGGAACUGCCGCGUCGUGUACCCAUGGAUUCGAGUGUCGUGUAUCUGGACGGCAAUAAUUUCCCCGUUCUCAAGAACCAUGCCUUCAUCGGCCGCAAGAACCUCAAGUCAUUGUUUGUCAAUGCCAGUCGUGUGGCCAGCAUACAGAAUCGCACCUUUGCCGGCCUCAUCUCACUGCAGAUAUUGCAUUUGGAGGACAAUCUAAUGCAAACGUUGCAAGGCUACGAGUUUGAGCAUUUGUCAGCUUUGCGUGAGCUCUACCUGCAUAACAACCUGUUGACAUCCAUUGAGAAUGCCACAUUGGCUCCACUGCAGUCGCUGGAGGUGCUUCGCUUAGAUGGCAAUCGUUUGGUGACUCUGCCCAUAUGGCAAUUGCAGCUGCCACAAUUCCGUGCGCUACGCACCAUUGCCUUGGGCCGUAAUCACUGGUCAUGUCGUUGCAAAUUUUUGCAAGAGUUGACCUCAUAUGUGGCUGACAAUGCGUUGAUAGUGCAAGAUUCCCAGGAUAUCUUUUGCAUGGAAGAUGCCACCAUGGACAACAGUGGCAUCAUUGGUGGUGUCGGUGGCGGCAGCAGCUAUGGUGGAAGCGGUGGCGGCAGCCGAAAACGUGAAUUGGACUUUAAUGUAACAGCCGCCUGCAGUGACUAUUAUGCUGGCGGUUCGAUGCUGCAACAUGGCAUACCAAAAACGUACAUACCAUUAUUGGCAGCUGCCUUGGCAUUGGUCUUCCUGCUCAUUGUUGUCAUCAUCAUUUUUGUGUUUCGUGAGUCGUUACGUAUUUGGCUAUUCGCCCAUUAUGGUGUGCGUGUAUUUGGGCCACGUUGUGAAGAGUCUGAGAAGCUGUACGAUGCCAUACUCCUACAUUCGGCCAAAGAUUCUGAGUUUGUGGGUCAAUAUUUGGUGGCUGAGCUAGAGACGGGUCGUCCCCCCUUACGUAUCUGUUUGCAACAUCGCGAUUUGUCCCACGAUGCAACACACUAUCAAAUUUUGGAAGCAUCACGUGUCUCAAGGCGUGUUGUGAUAUUGUUGACAAGAAAUUUCCUGCAAACAGAAUGGUCGCGUUGUGAAUUGAGAAGGGCUUUGCAUGAUGCGCUGCGUGGUAGGCCCCAGAAAUUGGUGUUAAUUGAAGAACCUGAGGCAAUAUUUGAGGCGGAGAAUGAUAUAGAAUUGUUGCCCUACUUGAAGACAACAGCUGUGCAUCACAUACGUAGAGGUGAUCGGCAUUUUUGGGAAAAGUUACGCUAUGCCUUGCCGGUUGAUUAUCGUAGUGGUAACAAUUAUACACUUGAUCAUAACCAUGAGCGUAUUAAGCAACCUGCCAGUCCUGGUAUUUUGUAUAGACCUGCACCUCCUCCCGCCUAUUGUCCCGAGGGAGAAGGAGAGCAGCAUUAUUCAUCGGCCACCACAGCAACACCUUCGCCACGACCCCAAAGACGAGGUCCCGAGCACACCGGUACGCUACAUCAUGUACAGGCGACUGGCACACAUCUACAUCCCAAUGCUGUGGCUCAGGCAGCACCCACCACAGCUGCACAGUAUUAUCAUCAGCAUGCCAGUGCAGGUGGUGGUGGUGUUCCAAUGGGCUGGACACGCCCACCAUCGGAACAUAUUUAUUCCAGUAUUGAAUCGGACUAUUCAACACUGGACAAUGAACAAAUGUUGAUGAUGCCACCAGCCUCGCCAUCACCAUCAGGAGGGCAGCAGCAGCAGGUUAUGCAGGGCAUAAAUAGUCUGCAUCGUAGCAUGCAUCAUCCUCAGCAGCAGCAGCAGCAACAACUACAGCAACAGCAUCAUCCAAAUAUGUCGCAAACAUGGCGGCCCCAACAAAUACCCAAACAGCAAAGGGUUACCAGUGGUGAUCACAGUGGUGCCCAAACCCUACAACAUUCACAACAACAACAGCAGCAGCAAAUUCAGCAAGUGGCAGCUAACAACAAUGGCCAAGCUACAGCAGCAGUGGCGGCUUCUUCGCAGGCCCUUAGCAGUAAUAACCAAACAAUACAGCCUGGCCAGCAGCAAGGACCCCAUGUGCAGGCGUAUUUAGUGUAA